UCAGGCGUUCGCAACGGAGAGACAUAAACAUUACGUCACGGAACUCACCCGUCGAGGACAAGUGCGCCAUUUUGGCUCAAACAAAGUCAGAAACAUUUUAUUUCUGGUGGACUAUUUCAAAGUGAACUUGUUUAUCACGGUCACGGCAGCUACAGCACAGAACCCUGGUUUCGGCGAGUGAAAACUGAACCCUAAUUUAAUUUAUUUUGGCGUUGUUUUGACACCGCGAAACUGUCGGUGCACUAGAGUAAAAAACCCCAGCUGGGCUCCACUGCCAGCGAAGGUAACGUUUUGCUAAAUUUAGCCUGGGUGUUGUGAAGUCUCACAAUGGGUGGCUGCUCCGCUCCAAACUGCUCCAACUCCACCACCAUAGGGAAGCAGCUGUUUAGGUUCCCCAAAGACCCUGCCCGUAAGAAAAAAUGGGUGGUGAACUGUCGCCGUGACUUUGUACCAACUCCUCACUCCAGACUGUGCCAGGACCAUUUUGAGCAGAGCCAGUUUGAGGAGAUCGCCAGGUCUCCAGCUGGGGGGAAGAAGCUGAAGCCCAACGCCAUCCCCACUCUGUUCAGUGUGCGAGACCCUCCCUACCCUGCCGUCACCGCUCCACACAUCUUGCUGCCUCUGAAACCGGAGCCAGUGGAGAAGGAUCUGAAUUUUGGGGACCAUGGCUACGCCAGACGCACCCCUCUGCCCGGCCUGGAGGAGGAGGAGGCGGACCGGGAGGCCGAGGAGCAGCAUCCCUGCACGCAGUGUCAGCUCCUCAAGAAGCAGCUGGAGCAGGAGAUGCAGCACACUGCCAGGCUACAGAAGGAGGCAGAGGAGAUGAAAAAGCGUCUGUAUCGGCUCGACCGGAUCGAGAAGGGCCUCCAGAACUUCCUGUACGAGGACCAAAUCCGUGCCCUGUCCCUUACCAAGCGCUCCCGACGUGCCGUCUGGUCCCCAGAGACUGUGCUGAGGGCGCGAAAGAUCCGCUGUGCGGUCGGCACCAAGGGCUACGAGUACCUGAGAGAGCUUGGGUACCCGCUGCCCUCUUACAGGACCCUUUGCAACCGCCUGGAGACAAAGAUCAUGGUGACGACGGACAUGAGCUGCGAGGAGCUGGCGGAGCUGGGCCUGGGGCUCAUGGCCACCUGCGACAGCCCCACAGGAGUUUCUAAGGACAACGAUGAAGAGGAACUGUUAGGGGUUUGUCCCGAGCGUGCUGGCUUUCCCUCGUGCCAUUUUGCAUACCCAGCUGAAUCAAAACAAGGGAGGAACACGCAAAAUUUGCUGCCUUAAAAAUAUUGGCAGAAACAAACGUCAAGUGAAAGAAUAUAGUCACCUUUGUCUUGAUGGCUCUCGUCCACUGCAGGCAAUACAUCUUUAAGAUGAGGGGGCCUGCUGCUGCUGCUGUGUGAGGAAUGUCAGAUGAUGCUUCUCUUGACAGGACCUGCAACUUGACUCAUUUGAAAUGUCACACGGUGCUUCAGUUCUGCAAGGAAGCACCAUGAAAGCAUGUCUUGUUGAAACAGUGAUCUGAGAUGCAAGGAGAGCCCAGGUUUAUGCUGUCGGUGCUUUCCUACCAUGAAAAUGCCAACCUACAGGCUUGUAUCCUGAGAAGAAAUUGUAUUGCAUUGUAGGUGAUCAGCUGUGUCAAGAGGAGACGAGACAGUGUAGGCUCUGGCAGAGCAGAGAGGGCCACUGAGAGGGCGACAGUCUGAAGAGACGUAGAAUUUGCACAAAGGCUGCUGAAUCUGCUGCUUAUGUUCAAGCUCAGUAUCAGUGAAUUGUUUGAAUAGUUAAUUUGGUUUGAGUUUCAGACCAUCCUGUUUGAGUUCACGCACGCCAGUGGUGAAACAGUUACCCAAGUAAUGACUUGAUUACAAUUUUGAUAAUCGUUUUAGUCAUUUGACAAGUAAAAAUAUCAAACAUCUGCUGCUUAAAGCUUCACAAAGUCUAAGGUUUUCUGUUUUUUUUUUUUUUCUUUAUUCUGUUUCAUAUCAAAAUGGUGAGGUUUGACUGCUGGUCAGGAUCUGGUAACUUUUAAUGGGUAUUUGUCACAAUUGUCAACAUUUAAGACUAAACAAUGAAUGGAUUAAUUAAAGAAAUCCCAAUGUAAGCCGUUAUCAGCUGUAGCCCUAACGCCCACCAUCACAGAUGCUGUUCAAAUGCUGUCAUCUCCUAUUUUUUUAUAGAUUUAAUUUAUGUUGCUGAUUUUGUUCAUGUUUGAAAAAUUAAAAUGUUUGCUGUUAUUCCAAAAAGUUGUUGAACCUUGUUCAAAGUUGAACAAGCAAAGAAAUAAAAGCAUGAAACCUUCUCCCAGUAA
Messenger RNA from Myripristis murdjan (pinecone soldierfish), 2305 nucleotides. RefSeq names its product THAP domain-containing protein 8. Gene Ontology annotation, biological process: regulation of transcription by RNA polymerase II. Gene Ontology annotation, molecular function: DNA-binding transcription factor activity; RNA polymerase II cis-regulatory region sequence-specific DNA binding. Lineage: Eukaryota; Metazoa; Chordata; Actinopteri; Holocentriformes; Holocentridae. The transcript has 4 exons. The record is from RefSeq and is a predicted model, not a curated record. Gene Ontology annotation, cellular component: nucleus. The coding region runs from base 328 to 1278 and encodes 316 amino acids.